This is a messenger RNA of Neoarius graeffei (lesser salmon catfish), 1719 nucleotides long. RefSeq names its product BOLA class I histocompatibility antigen, alpha chain BL3-7-like. Lineage: Eukaryota; Metazoa; Chordata; Actinopteri; Siluriformes; Ariidae. Bases 158 to 1372 code for a protein of 404 amino acids. Gene Ontology annotation, cellular component: external side of plasma membrane. The record is from RefSeq and is a predicted model, not a curated record. Gene Ontology annotation, biological process: immune response. The transcript is spliced from 7 exons.
GGAAGAGAAAUCGAAAGUAGAUCAGCAGUGGUAAUCUGUGGUUGGUAUACGCAGUGGUAGUUUUACUGACAUUCUAAAAAGCUGUAAACACUGAGAAUCAUCCGCCUUUACUCCAGUGUGUUACCGCCUAUAGACAGGACUUUACUAAAGUUUAGUUAUGAAAUUGUUUAUUUUUGUUUAUUUUUCCUCUUUGCUGGGAAAUGUUGGGACUGUAAGAUGGAGCUCGACAGUUCCGGAAGUUCUGCUUUUUCUCCUGUUUUCUGUUCAUCCUUCAUCAGCAGUCACACACUCUCUGCAGUACCAGUACACUGCUGUUACACCAGGAAUAAAUCUCCCAGAAUUCACUGCUGUUGGUCUGGUGGAUGGAGAGCAGUUUGUGUUCUAUGACACCAACAUCAAAAAGAUGAUCCCAAAGACCGAGUGGGUACAGAACAUCAGCGCUGAUGAUCCACGUUACUGGAAGAGAGAGACAGAACGUAUGCAGGAUGAAGAUUACACACUCACAGUCAGAUUGGGUCUCAUAAUGGAGUGUUUUAAUCAGACUCAAGGAGUUCAUAGACUCCAGAGGAUGUACAGCUGUGAGCUUGAUGAUGAUAGCACCACUAGAGGAUAUGAUCUGUACGGUUAUGAUGGAGAAGAUUUCAUGAGUCUGGAUCUGAAAACUGGAACCUGGACUGAAGCGAAACCUCAAGCUGGAAUCUUUAUAAAGAAGUGGGAUCCUACAGACGCUAAAGCUAAACACUGGAAGAGCUACCUGGAGGAUGAAUGUGUUGAUCGUUUAAAGAAGUUUGUGUCUUACGGCAGAGAGACUCUGGAGAGGAAAGUUCGUCCCGAGGCGUCAGUCUUCCACAAACACUCUCCUUCUCCAGAGGUGGUGUGUCUCGCUACAGGUUUCUUCCCCAAAGCCCUGAAUAUCACCUGGCAGAAGGACGGAGAGGACGUGACUGAGGACGUGGAGCUCAAUGAGACGUUACCCAACCAGGAUGGAAGCUUCCAGAAGAGGAGCAUUCUGAAAGUCCCAGCUGAGGAGCUGCAGAAACACAAAUACACCUGCGUAGUUCAGCACAGCAGCUUGGGGGAGGAGAAGAUAGUCCGAGAAGUACCAAAAGGUCCUAUUAAAACUACGCAUUUAGAUGGUGGAGGAUCAGAUGGAGAAUCAGGUGGAGGAUCAACUGUUAUCAUCAUUGUUGUCCUUGUGGCUCUUGUUGUUGUCGCUGCUGCUGGGAUUGUCCUCUGGAAGAAGAGGAACUCUGGAUUCAAACCUGUUCCCCCCAAACCCUCCUCUGAAGGAGAUUCUUCCUCCAAAAAACAACUGUUUCUUCCUGCUGAAGAGAGAGAGAGAAAGACAGACAUGAUGAUGUUUACAGUGUAAUAUGGAAUAAAAAUGUGUGUGUGGAGUGAAAAUCCAGCAGAAAAGCCUGAGCUCACAUUAAAUCUCAGAUCAGAGCUGAUAUUUGUCUCCAUUGUCAAGCGCAGUUUAAUAUCCAGCUAUAAGAUUGUGGUGAAAUACUUCUCUCCCUGUUUUUCUGCUCUUUCACAGGUGAGGAGGUGCAGCCAUGCUGCUUCUGCUUCUUCUCUUACUGCCACAAACUGGACUGCAGUGUGUAACACUGCAAUCGAAUCUUUUAUAUCUGUAUUUUAGAGGGAGAUGAAGAAAAAUGUUAUAAAAACAAAAGUCCUGUAAUAACGUCCUGUAACUCUUAAAAACUUUAGAUUUCC